AUGUCGAAAGAGUUAAAGAAUAAGAGGAAAGCAGAGAAGAAGGCUGCGGAGAAGGCUGCUUCUGAGGCUGAAGCGUGGAAGUCAUCCUCCAAGACCGUACUUGGCCGCCUUACCUAUCGUCUCAAAGAUCUCACCGACCUCCAGAUCAUCCGAGUAGAGUUCUGGUCCUCGAAAUCUCCCGAUGAUUAUGUUAGGAUAUACAGUCGCAAGCACCAAGAACCCGCCUGGAAGGAGCUUUUUGAAGACGCUUUUCUGGAGUACAAGGAUAUUGCUGCCAUCAACAAGAAGCCGGUUGGUAGGAAACAUGAGUGUCAUCUCAUUAUUCCAUCCCAUUCGAUACGAAACAUCCGCUUGGGACGAUAUCCUCUCCAGACCAGAUAUCCUGGAAACGACAAGCUUGGUCUGUCCGGGGGGCCGAUGGAAUGUCGAGUUACUGGUGUCUCUUUGCUGGAAAGCAACGAUGACAAAGACCGCAAGCUCUAUUGCAAGUCCCUGGAUUUGUUAAUACAGAGUCGCCACGCAAUUAUGGAUCAAAGUCUUGGAAAUCUUUCUAUGAAUCGGGAGUUUCUCAGGAAGAUUCCAGACUCCAAGGCCGCGCCCCCAGAAUCUAAGACAACAUCCAUAACGCCUUCGAUUGAAGGAUACACGCAAAAGUCAAGCACUGAUUCGCAGCAGAUGAAGGAGCGCCUGUACCCGCUAUACAUACGGAGCCGUCUGUCAAUCGAUGCUGAAGAGAAAUUGCUGCACAUGGUAUUUGAUCUGACCUGUGCUCUUCCAACUACCUGUGGAAAUGUCUAUGAAAUACUUCUGGAUGUGUUCGGGGAUCACAUGAACGAAGAGAGCAUCGGACGCCUGCAACCCAUUAUCAGGGACCUUCUGGUUGGUCUUCAAGUUCAGCGCAACUACGAGCAUACGAAACCAAAAACCACCAGCGAAAGCAGGAACACAUGGUCCGAGCCGUUCCUGAUCCGUGAGAUUGUGUUCGCCAAAGAUGUUGGGGAGAAGAUUAAGGAUUCCGAUGGAAAGGAAAUCGAUGUCUAUGGCUAUUUCAAGAAACACUACAAUCAAGACAGAGAUAUCGAACACCAGUAUCUUCCUCUUAUAGGUGACGGCCGCGGCUCCUACUUCCCGAUGACCAAAGUAAAACUUCCUGAAAAGGUGCAGGUUUUUCCUAAAAGCGCCGACAUUCUGUCCCGACCCCUCCGAAAAAAGAUCCAUGAUCUCGAACUUCUGGAAACGGAUGGCCAGAAAACCAUGGAAAAAAUGGGUGAAACAUUCUGGGGUCUGUUGAUAAAGCAACAACAAGACGUCAAUAUGGGAAAGGGGAUCAUACAGACCGCAAAGGGAACAGUGUCAACUCAGCAACAGCCCAACGCGGCACUCAAACCAACCGAUCGGUCUGGAACAAAAGACGAACUGACCCAGCAGACUGAACCGGAAUCUGAACCAAACGAGCUGCUUGAGAGAACCGGAAAGGAAGAAAACCAGUGGAUCAGCAACGACCUCUGGAACCUGGCGCUCUGA
Messenger RNA from Alternaria alternata, 1524 nucleotides. RefSeq lists its product as hypothetical. The transcript has 3 exons. NCBI's taxonomy places the organism in Eukaryota, Fungi, Ascomycota, Dothideomycetes, Pleosporales, Pleosporaceae. Bases 1 to 1524 code for a protein of 507 amino acids. Gene Ontology annotation, molecular function: protein binding. The record is from RefSeq and is a predicted model, not a curated record.